Molecule: messenger RNA, 1728 nt
Organism: Ochlerotatus camptorhynchus
Lineage: Eukaryota; Metazoa; Arthropoda; Insecta; Diptera; Culicidae
Product: zinc finger protein 660-like
Exons: 2
Coding region: 1-1596 (531 amino acids)
Biological process (GO): regulation of transcription by RNA polymerase II
Cellular component (GO): nucleus
Molecular function (GO): zinc ion binding; DNA-binding transcription factor activity, RNA polymerase II-specific; RNA polymerase II cis-regulatory region sequence-specific DNA binding
Source: RefSeq, a predicted model, not a curated record
AUGGCGAUUAACAAAAUUAAAAAGGAAAGAUCAACUGAAUCGAUUUGCCGCUUGUGCUUUGCGGAACGUGAACAUUUUCAGUUAAUUUUCAUUGACGAAUAUUCUUCACUGAAUGAAUGGAUUGAGAAUCUCACAUCUUUGAAGAUUAUGAAUGUUCCAAACGUGCCAGCAUCGCUAUGCAUAGAAUGUGAAAACACAUUACGAAACUUUGAAUCGUUUCGAGAAAUGUGUUUCACCAAUGAUCGUGUUAUUAAAGAGAUGUUUAGCCAGGAUAAUCCCAAGAAUGACCAUACUGAAGUUUCGAAUAAUAUGUCAACAGUAAGAGAAGUUAAAAUCGAUCACAGUGAGAUCCAGGAAACCGACAUUAUGGAUACCACAAUUUCCGACGUAGAUAAUACUGAAACUACAAUCGUGUACUCAGAUAUUAAAAUUGAGGAUGCCAGUUUACUCAAUUCAGAGGAUAAUACGGCCGAAAACGAGUCCUCUCCCGAUAUAAAAGAUGAUACCCAGGAUGAUCUCAAGUUUAACCAUAACGAAGUUUCGAGUAAUGUUUCAGAAGUAAGCGAAGUUCAAAUCGAUCACAGAGAGAUCCAGGAAACAGACAUUUUGAAUACCACAAUUUCCGAGGUAGUUAAUACUAAAAUUAGAAUUGAGUACCCAGCUAUUAAAAUAGAAGAUGCCAGUUUACUCAAUUCAGAGGAUAAUAAUGAUGAUAAUAAUGCAGAAAACGAGUCAUCUUCCGAUACAGAAGAGGAUCUUGAACUCGAAAAGAGCCAGUCUCUUGUGCAAACAGUAACAAAAAAUAAGAAAGCACAUAUUUGUAGUUUGUGUGAUAAGGGAUUCAAAAAUGCAACCCGUUUGAAAAUUCACAUCAGAAGUCACACACAGGAGAGGCCAUUCAAGUGUAAAGACUGCGGCAAAUCAUUCACCACACACAGCAAUUUGAAGCGGCAUAUUCAAGGUCACAACGGUUUAAAACCAUACUCGUGCGAUAUGUGUCCAGCGUCAUAUUAUCAAUCUUCUCAUUUGCUAAGCCACCGAAGUGUCCACGAGGAGUUGGGCCAUAUGAGCACCCAAAAUGAUACAGAAGGAAAUGAGACAAGUUGGGACACAGAGCAUGUUCAGGAAUACGAGAAGAGUGAGUCUCUUGCAGGAAAUUCAAACUGUACUAAAGAUAAACGCAAAUAUUGUUUAAUCUGCAAAAUAUUUGUGCAUCGAAUGACUCAGCAUCAGCUCAUACACAAGGAAACAAGGCCCUUCAAGUGCGAAUACUGUUCCAAUGGAUUUGCCCAGAUGUACAAACUAAGAAUGCACAUUCGAAAGCACACCCAAGAGAAACCAUAUAUUUGUGGUCAGUGUAAUAAAGGAUUCACGAACUCAGCUAAUUUGAGAAUUCACAUUAGAAGUCACACACAGGAAAGACCAUACCAGUGCAAAAACUGCGGCAAAGCAUUUAUCACAUCCGGCCAUUUGCUGCGACAUUCCCAAACUCACAGUGGAUUAAAACCAUUCGUAUGCGAUGUGUGUCAAGGGCGUUUUGCUCAAAAAUCCCAUUUAGCACGACACAAACGAGUUCACGCAAAGUUGAUUUCAUAAAGGAGACGUCAUUCUACUGUGAAAACUGUGACCAAAUGAGCAUCACAUCCAUGCGUAACCUCACAGCGAGAUGAGCGGAUCAUGGUAACAGACUUGUUGAAGGUGCACUAGAGUAAGUGAUAAGUAGCAUUG